AUGGCCGCACCAUUGACAAGUCUGCCGGGGGUCAAGCUUCCUACUGCCCCUUCGCCAAUUACACCCGAACAACGAUAUUGGAAGGGAUUUCGCUCACAGCAGCUCAUCCCAUCACCAACGAAUUAUCCUAUUACACACAUAUCAUUUCCUCCCUCGCCGACAAACGCUUUACUGCCCUCCAGCAAUGAUCAUUUCUGUGUUACAACUGGUACUCGACUUCAGAUCUAUUCCAUUCGCACACGGAAACUAGUGAAGACUAUUACUCGAUUUUCAGAUGUUGCGCAUAGCGGAGAAAUUCGACGAGAUGGACGUGUUAUGGUGGCAGGUGACGAAACUGGAAAAAUACAAGUCUUUGAUGUCAAUUCAAGAGCUAUUUUGAAAACGUGGGAGGAACAUAAACAGCCAGUUUGGACUACCAAAUUUUCACCAACAGAAAUGACAACUCUCAUGAGUGCUAGUGACGAUCGGACUGUUAAGCUGUGGGAUCUGCCGAGUCAAGAAAGUACGACAACUUUUGUUGGGCAUACAGAUUAUGUUAGAAGUGGUGCUUUCAUGCCUGGAUCGAUGUCCAAUAUGAUUUUGACUGGUAGUUAUGAUGAGACUGUUAGACUUUGGGAUCCUAGAGUUCCAAGUAGAGCAGCGAUGACCUUCAAGCAUGCUGCGCCAGUCGAGACUGUUCUCCCUAUGCCUUCAGGGACAACGGUUCUUGCCGCAGCUGAUAAUCAAAUCUCAGUACUUGACUUGGUCGCUGGAAAGCCAUUGCACAUCAUCAAGAAUCAUCAGAAGACUGUCACUUCAUUGUGCUUGGCAUCAAACGCCACUAGAUUGGUCAGUGGUGGUUUGGACGGCCAUGUUAAGGUUUUCGAGACCACAGGAUGGAAUGUUGUAACUGGGUUAAAAUACUCAUCUCCUGUUUUGUCCGUCAAUGUUGUUUGUUCCGGUGCUAAUCGGGAGGACAAACAUUUGGUUGUGGGUAUGCAAUCUGGGGUCUUGUCUAUCAAAACGCGAUUAUCAGGUCAGCAAAAGGUCAAGGAAAGAGAAAGAGCGAAGGAGAUGCAAGCGUUGCUCGACGGCACAUUAGAAGAAUACGACAAGAAGAACAAGAAAAGGAAAAACACCAGCGGGGUAGAAAAGAGGCUUAGAGGAAUGGACUUUAUGGGCGAAGGGGCAGACGUGGUAAUCGAGGGUAAUGCGCGUUCAACAAAACGAAAGGAGCCGGAAUGGGAGCGUGACCUUCGACAAGGGAAAUAUCAUCAAGCACUAGACUCUGUACUUCAGAAAGGUUUGCCCGCAGUCACUGUUCUUACACUUCUCACAGCCUUACGACACAGAAGUGCCAUGCGAGCGGCCUUCGAGAAGCGCGACGAGACUACGAUACAGCCGAUUUUCAAAUGGGUCUCUAAGCAUAUCACCGACCCUCGAUAUGUUCCUAUGUGUACUGAUGCCGCUAUGUUGCUCUUGGACAUAUAUUCAGAGUAUACAUCCGAUUCGCCAGAAUUAGAACGCCAAAUCAGGGUUUUACAUCGACGUGUGAGAGUGGAGGUGGAAAGGUCACAAAAGGCAAUGCAAGUCAAGGGGAUGCUAGAUUUGCUUAUGGCUGGGGUAAAAUAG
Sclerotinia borealis F-4128 is the source of this 1611-nucleotide messenger RNA. NCBI's taxonomy places the organism in Eukaryota, Fungi, Ascomycota, Leotiomycetes, Helotiales, Sclerotiniaceae. The record is from the annotation of a GenBank genome assembly.